CAGCAAACCUGGAUGAAGACGAUAUAAAAACACGGAGGUUGCUGCUAUUCCUCAGUCGGACAGUCGGCGGCGAGCAGACAAGACAAACCGUCAGUCAACAUGGCCGACAUCGCCACGCAGUCAAAAUGCGACAUCAACUUCCUGGGCAGGUCUGGUCUGCGGGUGUCCAACAUUUGUCUCGGGGCCAUGACAUUUGGAGAACACGUUUUCGGAACACCAGGACAGCUGGACGAACAGGGUGCACAUGCACUCAUGGAUCGCUACGUACAAUGGGGAGGCAACUUCAUCGACACAGCCGACAUCUAUGGUCGCGGCAAGUCGGAGACGAUUGUCGGUUCUUGGCUGGCAAAACAGAAGCGUGAAGAUGUUGUCGUUGCGACCAAAGUGCGCAUGCCCAUAGAUGUCACGUGUCCUAAUAGUGGAGGGCUGAGUCGUCGUCACAUCACUGCGUCUAUCGAAGGCAGCCUCCGCCGACUGCAGACUGACUACGUGGACCUGUAUCAGAUCCAUUGUUGGGAUGAUGGCGCACCGCUGGAGGAGACCCUGAGUGCGCUGAGUGACUUGGUCAGGUGUGGCAAGGUGCGCUACCUGGGGGCCAGCAAUGUCAACGGCUGGCAGCUGCAGAAGAUCGUGGACCUGUCGCGAGAAAUGGACCUCUCACCUUUUAUCUCUCUACAGCAACAGUACAGCCUCAUUAGCCGCCUGUCAGAGUUGGAGCCAUUUCAGGUGUGUAGGGCUAAUGGUAUUGGAGUUCUUCCUUGGAGUCCACUCAAGGCCGGUUUCCUGGCUGGCAAGAUCAAGAAGGGGGAUAUGCCCACGGAGGGUCGCUUGCAGUACUCGGCUGGUGACACUGAGAAUAAGCUUUCACCGUCACAUCCAUCCUGGGAAAAACUGAACAAAGAGCAACACUGGCGCAUACUGGAAACUGUAGAGAAGAUCGCGCAGACCAGGGGAAAGACGAUGGCGCAGGUGUCGCUGCGGUGGCUCGUGCAGAAGUCAGUUGUCUCUUCGGUCAUCAUCGGGGCCACCAAGAUGACGCAGCUGGAUGACAACAUGGCCGCCGCUAGUGGCUGGCAGCUGAGCGAAGAGGAGAUGUCGCAGCUGGACGAAGUGUCCAAACCGGAGUUGGAAUACCCUUAUGACGUCAUCUGGCGGGCCAACAAAACCCGAGUUAACCCCUGGAACCCUGCAGUUUAUGUUUGAACUCAUUGCCUUACACUGGUGGACUCAAACCCUCACGAUAAUCUAAUAUACAAGUCCAGCUUUUCUUACACAAUUCUUAUGUCAAUGCUACAUUUAUUAAGGAAAAUACCGAUUCAA
Pomacea canaliculata is the source of this 1320-nucleotide messenger RNA. RefSeq lists its product as uncharacterized. The coding region runs from base 100 to 1203 and encodes 367 amino acids. The record is from RefSeq and is a predicted model, not a curated record. Lineage: Eukaryota; Metazoa; Mollusca; Gastropoda; Architaenioglossa; Ampullariidae. The transcript is spliced from 8 exons. Gene Ontology annotation, molecular function: oxidoreductase activity.